Candidula unifasciata is the source of this 381-nucleotide messenger RNA. The record is from the annotation of a GenBank genome assembly. Lineage: Eukaryota; Metazoa; Mollusca; Gastropoda; Stylommatophora; Geomitridae.
AUGGCCGAAGGUGUACAGAAGCGGUUGCAGACUGAACUGGAGAAGUUCCAGACUGUUCAAAAAGAUAUUGCCAAACAUGUAGGAUUGCGACAGCAGUUGGACAGUCAGUUGAGUGAGAACACUCUUGUCAAAGAGGAACUGGACAGGCUAGAGGAUGGGGCAACUGUUUACAAAAUGGUGGGACCAGCUUUGAUCAAACAAGAUCUAGUAGAGGCCAGGCAGAACGUGCAGAAACGCAUAGACUACAUUAAUGGAGAGUUAAAACGGCAUGAAAACGUCAUAAAAGAUCUGGAGAAAAAGGCAGACAGCCAUCGUGAAAGCCUGGGCAAGUUGCAGCAUCAGUUCCAACAGGCUCAAGUCAAGGCUGCAGCCAAGGCAUAG